This is a messenger RNA of Purpureocillium lilacinum, 1641 nucleotides long. RefSeq lists its product as uncharacterized. The record is from RefSeq and is a predicted model, not a curated record. Gene Ontology annotation, molecular function: protein binding. Gene Ontology annotation, cellular component: nucleus. Lineage: Eukaryota; Fungi; Ascomycota; Sordariomycetes; Hypocreales; Ophiocordycipitaceae. Gene Ontology annotation, biological process: rRNA processing.
AUGUCCAUGAUCACAGCGGCCCAAUGGGUCCCCCGCGGCUUCGCGGCGCCCUUUCCCAAGAAGUACACGCUCGACGAGGAGGAGUACGGCCGGAUAGCGGAGCUGGCCAAGCUGCAACUCGACGACGCCGAGGAGGACCUCAAGGAGGCGCAGGAGGACGGCGCCGACGAUGCGAGCGAGGAUAUCGCCGACGAGAAGAUGCAGGUCGAGGACGAGAAGCCGAGUAAAGAGAAGAGCGCCGCCGCCGAGGAGGAGGACGACGACCUGAAGGAGUACGAUCUGGAGCACUACGACGACGACGAAGAUCCUGCGCAAAGCAGCGCCCAAGGGAUGAGCAUGUUUGGCAACAUCAAGUCGCUGGCCUACUACGAGUCGAACAAGGAGGACCCGUACAUCACGCUGCAGGGCGAGGACGACGUCGACGACGAGGACCGCGAGGACCUGCAAAUAUUGGCCACCGACAACCUCAUCCUGUCGGCCAAGGUGGAGGACGAGAUGGCGCACCUCGAGGUGUACGUGUACGAGGACGACGGCGACAACCUGUACGUGCACCACGACAUCAUGCUGCCAGCGAUCCCGCUCAGCCUCGAGUGGCUCGACCUGCCCGUGAGCAACGCCGGCACCGACAAGGACGCCCGCGGCAACUACGUCGCCGUCGGCACCAUGGACCCGGACAUUGAGAUCUGGGACCUCGACACCAUCGACAGCAUGUACCCCAACGCCAUCCUCGGGCAGGGCGCCAACCCGGACGCAGGCGCGGCCGGCGAGCAGAAGAAGAAGAAAAAGAAGAAGGGCAAGCGGGCCAACGACGAGUACCACGUCGACGCCGUGCUGUCGCUGGCCGCCAACCGCCAGCACCGCAACCUGCUGGCGUCGGCGUCGGCGGACAAGACGGUCAAGCUCUGGGACCUCAAUACGGCCAAAUGCGCCAAGUCGUACUCGUACCACACCGACAAGGUGUGCUCCCUGGCCUGGAACGCCAAGGAGGCCACGGUCCUCCUGAGCGGCAGCUACGACCGUACGAUUGUCGCGGCCGACAUGCGCGCGCCGGACGCAAAGGCGCCGCGAUGGGGCGUGGAGAGCGACGUCGAGAACGUGCGGUGGGAUCCGCACGACCCCAACUUCUUCUUCGUGUCGACGGAAGGCGGCGCGGUUCACUAUCACGACAUCCGAAAUGCCCCUUCCAAGCCCGAGGCGACCAAGUCCGUCUGGACCCUGCAAGCGCACGACGAGUCCGUCUCCUCCUUUGAUGUCAACGGCGUCAUCCCCGGCUUCAUGGCCACGGGCUCUACCGACCGAACGGUCAAGCUGUGGAACAUUUCUCCGACGGGCCCGUCCAUGGUUGUGUCGCGCAACCUCGACGUGGGUAAGGUGUUCGCGACGACGUUUGCGCCCGACCCCGAGGUGGCGUUCCGGCUCGCCGUCGCGGGCAGCUCAGGGAGCAUGCACGUCUGGGACACGAGCACGAACUCGUCGGUCCGCAAGGCGUUUGCGCAGAGGGUGCCGGAGCCCAAGGACGGGGCUGAGGACCGGCUGAUUGGCGUCGACGACGACGACAGCAGCUCGAGCGACGAGGAGGAGGACGGCGGCGUGGAGGCGGCCGCGGGGCAGGACGAGGAUGACUCCAUGGAUGAGGACUAG